CAUUUGUGAAAAAUCCGGCAAAAUGAAUAUUUAAUCAUAAAAAAAUAUUGCCAGAGAGAUAUUAUCGAAAAUUUUGUUUCUUGUUGAUAUCCUGUAAUUUUCAUUAGAAUAAAUCGAUAUCCUAAUUCCCAUUAUAAAAAAUAAAACAUGAAGUAUAACAUAGUUGAAAUUAUCAUGAUAUGGCUUACCUUACAUUUAACUCAGUAUAAUUCUCAACUUACCACAUCAGAUGAAUUAAUACUAAAAAAUGUUGUAAGACAAGGGACAAUAAAAAAUUAUCCUUACUUAAAUGCAACCGCCGAUGCUAUUGAUUUAAGACAAGCCAUGAGUGGACUGGGCACCGACGAAGAAAAAGUUAUCAAUAUUAUGACAAAGAGAUCCAAUUGGGAUAGGCAGCAAAUCGCCGCAGCUUACAAAAAUAUAUUUGGAAAGGAUUUAAGUUAUAAAUUAAAACGGGAAUUUUCCUUCCACGCAUCGGAAAUGUUGCAAGACCUAUUAAUUCCCCCCAUGGAUUAUGAUACUCAAGUUAUUUAUUCCUCAAUAAAAGGGUUAUUUACAGAUUUGGACGAAAUAACUGGCGUUCUUUGCUCUAAAAAUAAUGAUCAAAUUGCUGAAAUCAAGAGAAUCUAUUUAAAAAAAUAUGCAUGGACAAUUCAAGAAGCUAUAAAAAGUGACACAACAGAUCCAGUAUUGAAUCUUUACUUGUUAAUGUUGAAUACACCACGUCAAAUCGGUAUACAUUAUGAUCAAAUUGAAGAAGAUGCUAAACUAAUCAUGGCAACAGAUAUCCAACAUUUACAUGCAGACAAUUUGUUAUUUAAAAUUUUAACUUUCAGAAGCAAAGAUCACAUAGUUAAAGUAUUAGACGCUUACCAAAGGUUGGCAAAAAAUGGCCUCCAUUCCGCUUUAGACCAAGACAUUUCAGGGGCAAUUACCAAACAAGGAAAAGCGGUCAGGACGGUUAAAAACUUAAUUGAAUGUUACAGCUCGCCUCCACGUUUUUAUGCUCAGCAAAUAUAUAACGCCGUCAAUAGAUUGGGUACGCGGGAUAGAAAUUUGUUCAGACCUAUUAUAGCCAGAAGCGAAAUCGAUUUGGAAGAGAUCAAGAAUGAAUUUAGAGAAAUCGCUGGAAUGGAACUUCAAUCUAAAAUUGAAGAAGAAACAUCUGGAUCGUACAAAAAAGUAUUAAGAGGAAUACUAGAAGGCAAUAAGAAAAUUAUCAAUUUACAAACCUAAUUAUGGUUGUUUUUGUAAUCAUCCAAAAUUCACAUUUUUUUGAAUCAAAACUUUUUAAAUUUAAUUUUUAUGCGCACAUACCUAAUUAUGGUUGUUUUUGUAAUCAUCUAAAAAUAUUUUUUUGUAUCAAAAAUCUCUUUAAAUUUAAUAAAAUUGAUUUUUAUAUCAAAGUUGUCAAAUGAAUAAAUCAUGGCUUUUAAAUAAUUUAUUUUUUUAAAAUAAAUCAAUAUAUAUAUAU
Gordionus sp. m RMFG-2023 is the source of this 1474-nucleotide messenger RNA. RefSeq names its product annexin A5-like. Gene Ontology annotation, molecular function: calcium ion binding; calcium-dependent phospholipid binding. Lineage: Eukaryota; Metazoa; Nematomorpha; Gordioida; Chordodea; Parachordodidae. The transcript has 12 exons. The coding region runs from base 148 to 1236 and encodes 362 amino acids. Gene Ontology annotation, cellular component: cytoplasm. The record is from RefSeq and is a predicted model, not a curated record.